This is a messenger RNA of Diversispora eburnea, 912 nucleotides long. Lineage: Eukaryota; Fungi; Glomeromycota; Glomeromycetes; Diversisporales; Diversisporaceae. The record is from the annotation of a GenBank genome assembly.
AUGGGUAAGAAAAAGAAUAAAAAAGUAAUUCGACCGUGGUGUUGGUACUGUGAACGAGAUUUCGAGGAUGAAAAAGUUUUAAUCCAACACCAAAAGGCUAAACACUUUAAAUGUCCACAUUGUAAUAAAAAACUUAACACAGCUGGCGGAAUGGUGGUUCAUGUUGCGCAAGUACAUAAAGAAACUAUUGACACAGUACCCAAUGCGAUUAAAGGUAGGGAAUCGGUGGAUGUUGAAAUCUUUGGUAUGGAAGGAAUUCCACAGCAAGAUGCAAUGGCACACGCUCAAUCACUUGAGAAUAAUCAACCUUCCAAAAAAAUGAAGACCGAAGAAACAUCGACUGAACUUUCGAGUGAGGAAAUCAAAAAGCAGCUUGCUCAACAUCAAGCUAUGAUGCAAAACAAUCCACAGGGCAAUUCGACCUAUCCUUUCCCUGCUUUCCCUACUGCACAACAAUCCAUGUCUUCAUUGAUGCCUCAUCAGUAUAGUCAAUUUUAUCAACGACCCGGACAAACUCUACCAGGACAACCAUGGCGUCCUACAACUCCUGUCGGCACUUCACUAUAUGGAACUGCACCUUACGGUGUACCAAUACCUUCCCCUAAUAAUUUACAAUCGACCAUAUUUCCUAAUCGACCGUAUCAACAAAAUGUUCCUAUCUCUACACCAUCAACAACCGUAACCGACAAUAAUGCUCCACAAGAAAGUGCAAAUAAUCAACAAAAUGCACAGAAAUCUGCAUCAAAAGUAGUUCUUGUGUACAGUGAUAACGAUGUUUCGAUGGAAGAAAAAAGAGCAGAACUCGAAAAAUACAGAGUUAGUGAGGAACAACUUAGUCAGGUGCAUGCUCUCGAUCUAUUUUCUCAAUCUCGUACUACAAAUCUUAAAGGGAGGGUUGGUGUGAUGGGAUAA